GAGCGGGCUCCCUUCGGAGCCGGUGCCGCUUUGCUUUGCUUCGAGGCAGGGCGAUGGGCACCAGCAGGGCCGGGCUGGCAGCGGUGGCGCUGGUGGCGCUCUGGGCCGGCGCCGGGGCCGGGCCGGGCUGCGCGGAGGAAGGGCGCUGCUGUCCGGGCCGGGACCCGACGUGCGUCGCUGCGGGCUGGCGCCUGAACGGAGCCUACGGGACUUGCUUUUGCGACGAGGCGUGCAUGCGGACGGGCGACUGCUGCCACGACUACGCCCAGGCGUGCCCAGCUGUGCCAUGCAUUACUGGGGAAUGGACUCAUUGGAGUGGCUGUGCGGAACAGUGCAAGCCUAACUUCCGAAUGCGAACACGUGUUGUACAGCAGGAACCAAAAAAUGGUGGUGACCCUUGUCCGCCAUUAGAAGAGAAGGCUGGCUGUCUGGAAUAUACUAGUUCUCAAGGGCAAGAUUGUGCAGAUGAACAUGUUCCUGCUUUCAUAACUACUUCUGAAUAUGGUAAAGAGAGGGAAAAAAGAUCCAUGCACCCAAGGUGGUUCUCAGAAACGGAUGAUUCCAGGAGCUACUGUGUGGAGUUUAAAACAGAAACAUUGUCUCCUCAUUGCUCUAUGGAAAGCCGCCCAUAUGCCAGAUGGAUGCAGUAUCUGCGAGAAGGAUAUACUGUGUGUGUAACAUGCCAGCCUCCAGCUAUGCAUAAUGGCAGCCAUAGAUGUUCUGGAGAUGGUGGUGAUACAGAUGGGAAUAAAGUUUACCAGUGGCAAGCAGUUGGCAAUCCUUUAUGCCAUGGAACAUGGAAAAAAGUUCAGCAAGUAGAAGAAUGUUCAUGUCCUGUUGUACAUAGUUUUAUUUUUACAUGAGUUUCAAUUUAUCUUUUACUACGUUUAACUGAACUGAUCUGGAAAUUACGUUGUUGUUGCGCUUGUGUAACUGUUCAGCACUGCUUUUGAAAAACAGCAAGUCAGGAUGUUAAAAUGCGUCUUCAGUGUUCUUUUCUGCAUUCAGCUGUACCAUGAUACAAUUAGUUAUUUUUCUACAGUGGCAUUUUCUAGUUUUGCAUAGUCCUCUGGCAGCAAUACUUGCAGACGUCUCACUUAAAUGGACAAGUGAGUCCCACAGUAAACACACUGCUGCAGUUGAAUCAUAUGGCCCUUGAUAGAGGCCUAUCUCCUUUACCUGAUUUAAUGACAGGGAUGUAGCUUCACUGUGGUCAGUGUACAGGAGGGGUAGAAGCUAGUCAUCUAUAUGCAGCAGGAGUAAGUUGCACAGCAGCAGGAGUAAGUAGUCACUAUGUGGCAUCUGGUCAUUAAAGCCUUUGCAAACUACUGCAGGAUCAGACACAAGUAGCUUAGGAAAUACUAUAGUUUUUGUAAUGUAUUCUUCUGAAACUUACCACAGUAGGAGUCUCAAAGCUGCUUUUCUAGUACAAGCUGUAUGAAAUGCUCUGACUCUGUACAUCUAGACUUGUUUCCUCGAACAUUUAAACCUGCAAUGAAGCCUUUAAAAUUACUUGGACAAAUACAAAAUAACCUUUCCAGAAACUCAUUUGUAUGUUCUACUUAUCAAGGAAUAAAUUAGGGUAUCUUACACAGAAGAAAACCCAUUCUUAGACAAUUUAAAGGUUUGUAAGUACUAGAAAUUCCCAACAGUAAGCCAGAUUUAUAGGAAUAAAUAUGGGUAGUUUUUGAAUACUAGAGACUACUUCCAGUCCAAGAUAAAUACCCCCCCCCCCACCACCAACCAAGUAGCCACAAUCUCCUUUGACUCAAUCUUUCACAACUCUUACUGGCUCUCUGAAGCUGUCUGUCUGAGAUUCUAUGCCUCAUUUAGAGAAGGAAAAAGAGUUAACCUGGCUAUUCAUGACAGCUUUGGAUUCUCAGCUUGCAUAUUAAUGGCAGUACACUUAUAGAUGUCAACUGAGCGAAGUUAUCAGCACAUGCAAUUGCUAUGCUUCUUUUCAGAUAUGUACCUGGCCUGUAAAGACUAAUUGCAGUCAGACAAGAUGUUACAUUAGCAAUAGACAACAUUUGCUAACAACCCUUUUGUACAUUGCAUGGAUGAUCCUGCAGUGAAGAAUAGCUGAAAAACUCAGGUGAGAAGAGUAAUUUUGCUGUAAUAAGCUAUCCAUGUCAAAUGAUCCAAUGCUGUACUUUUUUCACAGACAGCAUCAUAAAAGGCCCCUAAUGUGAUUCUAAACCUUUUCUCCAACAAUCUCACUUGAGUGCAGCAGCACAUGUACUAGCAUAAAUGUGUUUGGAUUUUCUAUAUUAUACAGUUUAGUAAAAUAUUUAUGCAGUAGAUUCUCCUAGGUACUAGAGUGAAAAUAUUUAUGACUAGUCUUGUUGAUGCUGCAUGCCUCAAGCAGAUUCACUAGGGAUCAGAAUUAUUACUUUACAGUCACUAAAAAUAUUUACAAGAGCCAAGGUUCAUAUAGAGAGAGAAUGUACUAAAAUAAUUGAAAAAACAUUUUUAGCAGUGAAAAUAUACGUUAAAAUACAUUAUUUUACAGUGACUUGACAGUUAAGUUGGAAAGACAGCUAAACAAUGCUUAACCGAACCAUAGUCCUCCACCUGUCUUUCAGCAUGACAUUAGUUCGAUUGUUGAAGUCAUAAUGCUGAAGAAUCUGUGUCCAGUUUCCUACUCCAAAUUUUCGUACACCAUCCUUCAGUUUCUGGUCUUCUUCAAACCUCCAGUGCUUUCAGAAAGAAAGAAAAAAAUGUACUUCAACUAUAACACAAAUUUUAAAACACUAGGUUUUUCAGUCUUUAACACAUUGAAAUAAAAUUCUCCUUCAUUUCC
Sphaerodactylus townsendi is the source of this 2803-nucleotide messenger RNA. It is a transcript of the gene SBSPON, whose product is annotated as somatomedin B and thrombospondin type 1 domain containing. Lineage: Eukaryota; Metazoa; Chordata; Lepidosauria; Squamata; Sphaerodactylidae. The record is from RefSeq and is a predicted model, not a curated record. Bases 54 to 863 code for a protein of 269 amino acids. The transcript is spliced from 5 exons.